Molecule: messenger RNA, 916 nt
Organism: Elgaria multicarinata webbii
Lineage: Eukaryota; Metazoa; Chordata; Lepidosauria; Squamata; Anguidae
Product: START domain-containing protein 10-like
Exons: 6
Coding region: 7-807 (266 amino acids)
Cellular component (GO): intercellular canaliculus; microvillus; cytosol
Molecular function (GO): lipid binding
Source: RefSeq, a predicted model, not a curated record
CCCCGCAUGGAGCCCGUGCGGCUCCCCGACGCGGACGCCUUCCGGGCUUUCCAGGCGGAGUGCCUGGCCGAGGGGGGCUGGCUGAGCCGCUACAGCCGGGACGGCGUCGCGGUCUGGGGGCAGCCGCCCCGCCAGGGAGACUUCGCCGUGCACCGCGUCAAGGGCCGCGUCAACAUGCCGGACGUGCCAGCCGAGACGGCCUACGACGUGCUCCAUGACACUGAAUACCGCAAGAAGUGGGACCUGAACGUCAUUGAGACGCAUGAGAUCGCCCGCCUCUCCGACAAUGCUGACGUGGGCUACUAUUCGUGGAAGUGCCCCAAACCUUUAAAGAACAGAGACGUGGUGACGUUGAGGUCCUGGCAAGUUCUGGAUAACUCUUACAUCAUCCUCAACUUUUCCGUUAAGCACCCGAAAUACCCCCCGCGCAAGGACCUGGUGCGGGCCGUGUCCCUCUCGGCUGGGUACUUGGUCCAACCCACUGGACCCAACAGCUGUAGUUUGACUUACCUGGCUCAGGUUGACCCUAAAGGAUCCUUGCCAAAAUGGGUUGUGAAUAAGGCUUCUCAGUUCCUGGCACCAAAGGUGAUGAAGAAGAUGCACAAGGCCUGCUUGAAAUACCCCUCCUGGAAGCAGCAGCAUAGCAUGGACAUAAAGCCAUGGCUGUUCCCCAAGCAAAACCAGCUGCCUGUCAUGGCCCUCUCUGACCUCAGUCUGCAGCAUGCUUCCUCUCUGGAGAACAUAGAUGAGAGCGGCCUGAUGGAAGCCAAGGAAGAGAAGGGUGACACCAGUGGUUCAGAGAACUGACGCUGCUGCUGCGGCUCCCUCUGGCUUCGGGGGCUCUGAGCUACUUUGUUAUUGUGCCUUUCCCAGUUGGUUUUACAAUAAAUGGUGGGGAAUUAUGAGUUUGUUUUCU